UGGAUGUCUGGGCGGUGACACACCUGUGAGUUAACCUGUGUGGGAGGAGCUGCCGGAGUCAAACAAUGUGCUGACGUGAGUGUGUGUUUGAGAGGAACCAAAGGGAGAGGAGAGAGCGAGUGGGAGCCACAGGGUGAGGAACACAGACCAAGAAGAAGCAAGGAGAGAGAGAAAGGAGAAAACGUUUUCUCUGUGCCUGACCCACCAUGACCUCCAGGAUGUUUAAGAAAAAGGAAUCUAAGGACAGUUUGCUCAAGAGCAGCAAUAUGCAGACCAGCAGCUUGGCCUUGCUGAUCGCUCAGAUGCAAAAGAAUGCCGACACAGUGGAGAAAGACAUCCUCCGGGCCGAAGAGCUGCUGGUUAUGGACUUUGAAAAUGACAAGAAGGAGCAGCCCUUUCAGCACCAGGCGGUGAUUUCAGAGAAGCUGGGCGAGGCGGAGGGCCUGCUGCAGGAUCUGUUCCUCGACGUCGACAAAGCCAAGAAGUCCAAAUACCCGCAUGCCACAGAGAUAGAGAGCGACGUCCUAUUGCUCCACGAGCGCUGGUUGAAGGACUGCACUUUCUACCGUGAGAUCUUUGAGCAGGUGGACGACGUGUCGCUGAUGCCAAGAAUUGACUGGGAGCCUGUUUUAAACCAGAAACAAAAACUAGUGAACGCGGAGGAGUACGGCCCCACCAUGGCGGACCUGGAGAAGCAGGUCGCUGCUCACAACAUCCUGCACAAAGAGGUGGAGGCCUACAGCUCACAGCUCUGCAUCAGCUCUGCAGGCAGCAAGGAGAAAUAUACCGUCCUGAAAAGGCAAUACAACAAUCUACUGGACAACUCCAAGUGGCGUCACCACUACCUGAACAGCCUGUAUCAGUACAUGCACAGCUGUAACAAGGAGCUGGGGUUCCUGGAAGAAGAGCAAGAUAAGAUCAAGAAGCAGGACUGGAGCGACCGCAUGGUUGACCCGCCUGACGUCCGCAGGCAGUAUGAGAACUUUAAGAACAACAGCCUGCUGUCCCACGAGAGCGAUGUGAACAAACUUCAGGACGAAGGAGAAAGACUUGUUGUAUUGAAGCACCCUGCCAGUGACACAAUCCAGGCUCAGAGAGAUGCUGUUCGAAACGAGUGGCAGAAAUUCCUCAACCUCUGCAUUUGUCAAGAGACACACUUGGACAGUCUGGAGGAAUACAAAAAGUACCAAAUGGAGACUGAGCAGCUGUCGGAGACGCUGACCAAACUCAACAACAACCUGGACCCCAAGGCCAUCAGCAAGAAGAGCAACUCAGAGACGCUGCUACAGCUGGAGGCGGAGGAGAAUGCUGUUCAGAACAGCGAACAGCUGCUGGCCGACCUUAGGAGAAGCAGCACCACCAUUGCUCCUCUGAAGCUGCGACGCAACGCCCCCACCCGGCCCAUCACAGUGGAGUCCCUGUGUGACUGGGAGACAGAUAAGGAUUCCCUGGAAAAAGGCAAUAAGUUCACCCUGAGAUCCAACUCAGACGACAACUGGGACGUCACCUCCACGGACGGGGCAACAAAAACCUUCCCAGGAGUUUGCUUCCAGAUCCCCCCACCUGAUCCAGAGGCCAUUGACAAAGUGGACCUGUUGGGUAGUGAUCUGGCAGACAUCAAGAAGAGAAGAGCUGCUCUGGCUGCGUCGCUGAAGAAUCACAAGUCAGAUUUCUCAAGGUCCCAACUAUCAGCCCCAGUGUCUUCUGCCCCACUGGAUCCCAAAGUGAAGGCUCUGUCUCAGCAGCUGGACAAGCUGGACGGUGACCUGGCUAGCGCUGAGGAGAGCAUGCUGAGCCGCCUGCGAACCCCGCUGAACCGCAGCGACCCGGCCGGAGAUCUGGCUAAGAGGCUGAGGGAACAGGAGGAAGCUGCCCGGGCUCUGAAGUCUCUGGAGCAGCAGAAGCUGGCAGCUCAGGCGGACAUGCAGCCGCUGCUCUCCAAAGACCCCAGCUCCUCUCAGCUGCCACUCAAACUGAGUGGUGCAAACAACAAGUUCGACAGCAUGUCAGCACUUGCUGACCUCUACACCAAGAAAGCAAAUGCGUCUCUUAACCUGGAGGGCCAGAUUAAGAAGGUGGACAGCCUCAUCUCUGGGUUUGAGAAAAAUCUGAGUAAUGAUAAUCCAAUCCCGGACGUGCCGAAUGCAAUCCAAGCCCGCGCUGAUGACAUCCAGUACCAGCGCAGGUCUGUGGCAGCGGCUCAGGACGACAUGAAGAAGCUGAGUCAGGAUCUGGACACCACAGAGCAGCUGUGCAGCUCUCUGCAGCAGGGAUACCAAGAGUACUGCCCGGACAUCCGCAGCCAGAGAUCAGAGGUCAAGCAGCUGCAGACACGUUACGGGAAUGUGGCCAACCAGCUGAAGGAGAGAGAAAACCUCUUACAAGAAGCUUCAACCAAGAACCAGGAGUUCCAGAGCACAUCCAAAUCCCUGAAGUCCUUCCUGGACAACCUGCCGCAAAACAAGGUCGACUUCAAAGAUGAUCUGUCGCAGGUCGCUGCCAAGCAGAGCUCCCAAGAGAGGGUGGUGGAUGACUUGAAGAGGAAGGGAGAUGACAUUGACAGAGUGUCUGACCUGUCUCAAGACCUGCAGGGUCUACUCAAUGAAUACGAGACCAAUGUUGACAAAUACAACAGUACACUCGAGGAUGCUGGCGCCACUGUGGCCAAGAAACCUCGUAUAAUCACUCUGGCUGAUUCUGUUCAGAAAGAGGAAAGGGAUCUGGUCAACUGUUACGCUGAAGCAACAGCUGAAAAUACCCAGCGCCAAAAACAGAUGGGUUUGACUAAGAAUCUUAUUUUACAAAAUGAAGACAAAGUCCAAAUGGUGUCACAGCAACACGUGCAGCUUGAAAGCCAGCAAAGGAGUUCUUUUGAGCUCAGCAGUCUGAUGAAGGACCUGGACGAAGAGAGAGAUAGGACAACUCGUACCGAGACAGAGCUGAGAACCUAUAAAGAGAGGAUGAUGUCGCUGAAGAGUCGCAGAGGAGUGCAGCGUCUUGAAGAGAUAGAAGUACUGCAGUACUAUCGCGACCCAAAACUGGAGAGUGAUUUGGUCGAUCUGCAGAAAACCUUGCAUGAAGAGUCCCUCAGGCGUAGCACCACCCACAAUGAGGUUGAGAUAUUGAACAAGAAAAUCACCAUCCUUGAGGAAACACUCAAAGGUACUAAACCAAAACUGUUGACCAGAGAGGUGACCGAGUUUGAGAGAGAUCCUCAGCUGGACGUGGAGGCCACUAAGACUAGAGAUGAGAUAGCCAGGAUGAGAGAUGAAAUUCGAGUAAGAGAUGGGGAACAUGUUCAGAUGAGCACAGAAGUGACGAUUCUCCAGCAGAAGAGACCAACCAUCAAAGAGAGGAUAGUUAAGAAGGAAGUGGUGAAAGUGGAACAGGACCCACAGAUGUUGAGAUCAGUGCGGACAUUUGAGACGGAAAUUUCUGAUGAGGACAAGAGUACCAAGCGCAUCAAUGAUGAAAUCUUCCAGACAAGGAGCCAGAUUAAUGCUCUUGAGAGGCUGAUUCCUAACAUCCAGCCUAAGAUCAUCACCAAGGAAGUGAAAAGGAUUGAACAAGACCCAGAGCUCAUCAAUGAAUCUAAGAGGGUUCAAACAAGCAUUGAGGAACAAAGGAUUGAAAACAAUUCUUUGUCCAAAGAGCUUUUGGAGCUCCAGACUCGCUACCGAGAUGUUCAAGGCUGGAGGCCAAAAGUCGAGGUGAAGGAAAUCGUCAAUGAGAUCUACCGUAUAGACCCGAGCACAGAGGUGGAGAUAAUGCGGCUCAGGAAAGACAUACAAGACUCCACCAAGCAGCGCUCUGACAUGGAAAGAGAAAUCACCACGGUCACGACUAAUGUGUACACCCUUCGCUCUGAGAAGCCCAAGGUGGAGAUGAAGGAAGUCCUUCAAGAGGUGGUUAGGGAGGAAAGAAGUCCUGAAAAUGAGAAAGAGAUUCAGAGGCUAACUGAUCAGGUGAACUAUUUGGAGAACACCUCCAACUCCCUCGAGGACCAGGUGAGACUCCACAGGAAGGAAAGGGAUGAAUGGAAAACUGAGAAGUCCAAGAUAGAGACAAAAGUGGUCACCAGAGAAGUCAUCAAGUAUGAACCUGAUCCUCUGUUGGAGAAAGAAGCUGACCGGCUAAGAAGAGCUGGGCGGGAGGAGGCACAGCUGCGGCGCAACACUGAAGAGAUGGUGUUUGAUCUGCAGAAUAAGUACAUCCUGUUGGAGAGACAAAAGCCUGAGGAGAAGGUAGUUAUGCAUGAGGUUGUACGUUUACAGAAGGACCCAAGGCAGAUGCUCGAGCAUGAUCGGCUCAGCAGGAGCCUGGAUGACGAAGUAAUGACCCGCCGCCAGGUUAACCUCGAGAUGCAGCAGCUGACGACCAAGGUGGAAGAGUUACAGAGGAUCCUCAGAGAGAGUGAUGAGCACCAAAAGAGGGUUCAAGCUGAGUUUGAACUCAGAGAGAUCCGACUGUGCAUCACACAUCUUGAAAAUGCCCCCCCUCCCGUUGAGGAAUGUAUUGUUGUUGAGGAAAUACUGAAGGUUGAAAGAGACCCAAAACUGGAGAGGAUGACAAACGGUGUUCGGUCAGACACGGAUAAGCAAACCAGCGAUAUUCUGCGCAUCCAGAGAGACAUCCGUAACAUCACUCAUAAGCUAGAAAUCCUGCAGAGGGAAAAGUCUGGUGAGAAGACAGUGUACAAAGAGAUUAUCCGUGUUGAGAAAGACCAGGCAGUUGAAUCCGAGAGGAAUCACCUGAGGGAACAGAUGUCUCAGCAAAGAUUUGCCAGACAAGACCUUGAAGAGGAAAUCAGACGUCUCAACGCUAAAAUCAACCUUCUGAUGAGCGGAAAAUCAAGCUCUUCAAUAGAGGAAUCCACUCUUGUUUCGAACAAAGAUGUCUUUCAAAGUGAGAAAGAAAACCUCACUCGGGAACUCAGGACCCUCGAAGCCUCAAGACAUGACAUCAGCUUGUCUUUCCAGCAGCAAAGCAGGCUAAUUAGUGAAAGAUCACAGAUGGGAAGGCAGAAGAGCCUUAAGAUGGAUUCUGAUGCUCAACGUCUGGAGAGGGAGAUCCUGGAAGAAAAAGACAGAAUCCAUCAGCGAGACAGCAUGAUGCGGGAGCUCCUGACGAACGUGCAGAAAGAGGAACAAGCAGAGACAAGGACCAAAGAGACCAAUGUGUCUACCAAAAUCACCAUUCUAGAUCCAGAUACAGGCAAAGACAUGUCCCCUUAUGACGCCUACAUGCAGGGCCUGAUUGAUCGUCAACAGUACAUAAACCUGCAGGAACUGGAGUGUGACUGGGAGGAGGUUACUUCCCUGGGACCUGAUGGGGAGACAUCUGUACUCCAAGAUCGCAAAAGUGGAAAGCAGUACCCAAUCAAAGAUGCCCUGAAGGAAGGCCGCCUGACAGAGUAUGAUCUACAACAGUAUAAAAAAGGCAAGAUGCCCAUCUCAGAGUUUGCCUUGCUGGUUGCGGGUGAUAACAAUAAGCCACCCCAGUUCAACUCAAUCACCCACACAACCUCCACAACAGUGAAUUCAGCCCCCCGGGACCUCUCCACCGCUAAAGAAAUCUACCCAGUUGCUGGAGUAAUAGACACAAACACUGACACCUGCUUUACAAUUCGCAGCGCCACCUUGCGUAAACUGAUCGACUCCGGAACCGCCCACAAACUUCUGGAGGCACAGGCAUCAACAGGGGGCAUCAUCGACAUAAGCAACAAUCAGAGAUACACAGUUCAGAAGGCAACAUCAAGAGGCCUCAUUGAGGACAGUCAAGUCCAGAGGCUACUCAAUGCACAAAAGGCCUUCACUGGUGUUGAAGACCCCAUGACCAGAGAGGUUUUGUCCGUGGGAGAAGCUGUACAGAAAGGCUGGAUGCCCAAGGACACGGCCAUCCGCUACAUGGAGGCACAGCACCUGACGGGUGGGCUGGUCAAUCCCACUACCGGCAGCAGAAUGAGCCUCUUUGAUGCCAUUGGGUCCAAAAUGAUCGACAGCACAAUGAUGAGGGAGCUGCAGGCUGAGACGACAUACCACAAGGAUAUUGUAGACCCAAUCACAAAGAAGAAGAUCAACUACAAACAAGCUCUGGAUAGCUGUAAGAAAGACCCCGUCUCAGGCCUACCAAUGCUGUCUGCCUCCUCUAAAGAUUCUGGUGACAACUCUACUAGAUAUGCAAGAUUCUAGAUGUGUUUACAACAGAGUUGGAGUUAUCUGAUCUGUGGAGUGAUGUGAUAAAAAAAUCUGCUAUUAGAUAUUAUAAUUACAAUGUACAUUUUGACUCAGGAAAAGUCUUUUAAUGCAAUGCUUUCUCCCUAGCCAAAAUGCUUGCUAAUAUCUUUGAUAUUAUUGUGUUAUGAGGGAUAAUGGGACAUGGUGCAAUGCUAAUUAUAAAGAUUGAUUUGAUUCUGUAUUACUCAUUGGUUAUCCUUGACAUUGUUGACUUUAAACUCAAUCUUUAUGAAGAAACAAAUAUCAAUAAAUUAAAUUAUAAUUGUUAAGAAGCAUGGAC
Messenger RNA from Gymnodraco acuticeps, 6516 nucleotides. It is a transcript of the gene evpla, whose product is annotated as envoplakin a. NCBI's taxonomy places the organism in Eukaryota, Metazoa, Chordata, Actinopteri, Perciformes, Bathydraconidae. Gene Ontology annotation, biological process: intermediate filament cytoskeleton organization; wound healing. Gene Ontology annotation, molecular function: cadherin binding; structural molecule activity. The record is from RefSeq and is a predicted model, not a curated record. Gene Ontology annotation, cellular component: membrane; intermediate filament; cytoplasm. The transcript is spliced from 22 exons. Bases 207 to 6191 code for a protein of 1994 amino acids.